Molecule: messenger RNA, 1128 nt
Organism: Cajanus cajan (pigeon pea)
Lineage: Eukaryota; Viridiplantae; Streptophyta; Magnoliopsida; Fabales; Fabaceae
Source: RefSeq, a predicted model, not a curated record
UCCCACUCCUUAGUUUAUCUCUUUCAUAUUCUCACAUCAAUAAUAUUUAGCCCUGAUAAUAUUAGAUCCUUGUUCAGUAUUCACCCCAAACAAAAAUAAAAUAAAAUAAAAUAAACACCAACCGAAGAGGUGAUUGUUCCCAAUCCGUUUCUGUUCCUGUCUUCCAAAAACACCACCAAGUGAGUGCAGGAUACGAUGAAUAUUAUGUCUACCCACCAGUGUAGUUGGCCCUUGAGAAUUCAGGAUCAUUCUGAUAAAGGUAGUAUUAAUAAGGUUCCGUUUUCCAGAGGAUUGGACUUCCUUAAUGUUGGAUACCAUGCUCAAAAAUAUGGCCAUAGUGCCAGAAAAUGUAGGCCCAUUUUUUCCAGUUCAGUGAGCAACAGUAUGGACCCUUCUGAUUCAGAUGACAUUGAUAACAACAAACCUCAGAAUGGUGAAAUGGGAGGACUGAAUAGUGAAAUGCUUAGAGAGAGUCUCGAGAAAAUAGUUGGUAAAGAUGAUUCGACGUUUAGUGGAUUUGAUCUUGCUACUCUUAUUAGGAACAAAUAUGGGAGGUCUUAUGAUGUUCAAUUGAUAAAGAAGGAAUUCAUGGGCAGAAAUCUCCUUGCAAUGAAUGUCAUGUGGAAGUACAUGGAGCAGAGAUCCUUCCCAUUGACCGAAGAAGAGUACAUUUUGAGACUUGAUGAUGUUGCAAACACCUUAAAAUGUUGGGGAGCUGUCUCACAUAUUCGUAACAGCCUAGAAAAGUCGAAGGAGCGACCUCGGAUAGGGAAGGCAGUAAGCAUUUUUAUAGAUAUGGAUGAGUCAGGAGCACGUGCCAACGAGUGGAUCUACAAAUAGAAUGCAUGGCUGAGUUGAAGUUAAGUCAAUGGAUUCCAGAUUACAGUGAGUGAAGAAUCCGUAGCCAGCAGGACCGCCACAUUUUGUGAAAUUCAUCAGUUUGGAAUUUAUUACACUUGGAUCUUAAUUAACAACAUCUGCAGAAGCUUUUCUAACGUUUCUGUUGGCAACUUGGCAUCAUGCCAAGGCAACUAUAUUUUUGAUUCUUCCCUUCUUUUUUCCUUUGUUCAUACUUCAUAUUGAUGUAAAAUGAGUUAAUAUAUGAAAAGCAUCCAUAUUAAAUUUCUA